Molecule: messenger RNA, 626 nt
Organism: Dicentrarchus labrax (European seabass)
Lineage: Eukaryota; Metazoa; Chordata; Actinopteri; Moronidae
Gene: s100a11
Product: S100 calcium binding protein A11
Exons: 3
Coding region: 152-415 (87 amino acids)
Cellular component (GO): perinuclear region of cytoplasm
Molecular function (GO): transition metal ion binding; calcium ion binding
Source: RefSeq, a predicted model, not a curated record
UGGGGGAGAAGAGGGCAGGUUAAGUGUUUUCCGCUGAUGUGUGCAUCAGUGGUCAGAGAUGAGGCAUAUAAAUGUAGAGAGAUGAUGGCCAGAGUGGAGGGACACAGUUCUACACACUACACAGCAUCUCAACUUAAAAGCACAAACCAUCAUGGAAGCUGCCAUCUGCACCCUCGUCACCCAGUUCAAGACGUAUGCUGGGAAAGAUGGGUCCUCCAGCACCCUCAGUAAGGAUGAAUUCCACAACCUGGUGACCUCCCAGCUACCCAACUAUGUCAAGAACGCCAGUGAUCCCGGGGCGAUCGAGCAGCUCAUGAGCUCGCUGGAUGAAAACAACGACGGGGAGCUGACUUUCUCCGAGUUCUGGCAGCUGAUCGGAAAACUGGCGAGCAAACAGGGAGGCUUCAGUCAGUAGAGCUCGCCAUCCUCUGUCCGUUGUGGCUUUGAGUAGAUUGUUGCAAUACCAAUCAACUCAAUUUAAGCUGUCCAAAUUCAAACUCAAAGGCAUUCACAUCCUUUUAUCACUCCACCAGUCCCACAUGUGUAACUCUUUAGUUAACCAUUUGUUGAAUGCAGGGAACUUUUGAAUUAAAGGCUUCAUUGUCUCCAGCCCUCAGCCACCAACA